Messenger RNA from Drosophila innubila, 2004 nucleotides. RefSeq names its product adhesion G-protein coupled receptor G4-like. Gene Ontology annotation, biological process: G protein-coupled receptor signaling pathway; cell surface receptor signaling pathway. Gene Ontology annotation, molecular function: G protein-coupled receptor activity. Bases 1 to 2004 code for a protein of 667 amino acids. The record is from RefSeq and is a predicted model, not a curated record. Lineage: Eukaryota; Metazoa; Arthropoda; Insecta; Diptera; Drosophilidae. Gene Ontology annotation, cellular component: membrane. The transcript is spliced from 2 exons.
AUGGGACAUCUGUGUGUGAAUCAAACUGGUCUUCCAGUGGUGCGUCGUUGUCUUGGGAACAAUAAAUGGGAGCAUCUGGGCAACGUCACCUGCCAGUUUGAUCAGGCAGCGAAUGAAAUAAGUAAAAGCCUUAAUGAAAUCAGCGUGGAACUCACUGAGGGAGUUCCCUUUCGCGAUUUAAUGCCGAAUGAUUACAGAGAUAUUGUGCAGAAUAUUACUAGAAUUGUGAGCCAGGCCAAGCACAAUAUUCAGCCUGUGGAUGUGAUGAAUGUUAACAGGAUCAUCAAAGUAGUGUCCAAAGAGCCAAAGAACGAGAACAUCAGCAACGAAAUGAUUACGUUGUACAAUCAACUGUUGACCACGGAUAGCUCGGUUUUAGAGCUCUCGGCACGUAUGAAUGCCACAAAUGAGUUGAUUUUCAACUAUGAGGAUUAUAUGAAUCAAGUAGCGAAAAUUCUGGGACCACUUAAAAGCUGCAAGGAACAGCAACCCAUUGAUAUUCCGAGUAAUCUCGUUGAUGUUAAAGUCUAUAACGGUGUUCAGAUUUUAAUUAUGGGAAGUCUCGGCGUUUUUUAUCUCUAUCCUGAGUGCAAUAAAUAUACGGGCAUUGCCAUUUACGAUCGAGGAGGACAUGGUCGAAAAAACUGCAAGCAUCAUAAUUUCUGGUACCAAUUACUAUACGCCAAUCAGAAUCUGAAUGAUCUGAAGGAUGAACCUGGCCUGCAGACUGCCACUUAUUUAACAAAUGAACUGUGGACAGCUUUGAAAAAAUCUGGAGCUACAUAUUUAAUCUUCAAGAUUUAUGCAAACAAUGCGUUCUUCAUUCAAACGAACCUACAAACUGAAAAGGCAAUACUACAAAGCCAUGUCCUUUCUAUUGAUAUACCCCAAGUAUCUGACACGUUGCCCCAUCCGUUGGUAUUUCUGCUGCGUAACGAGAUCGACGUGGAAGUGAAUAAGAAAGACAUUGACUCAUUUUGCGGCUACUGGAACUACGAUAAGUGGGAGAAGGAUGGCAUUACAAUGAGUGAAAAUGGAUCGAGUGAUGAUCCAAUUGUUGUUUGCUACACGACCCACUUGACCCAGUUUGCCUUUCUCGUGGGCGGCAGCUUUAAGCAGCGACGGGGGAGAAUAGAUGACCAGGAUAUGGAGAAGUCAUUUUCUUAUGAAUCCAGGCUGGAUGACGUCUCGGCUGUUGGCUGUGGACUCUCGCUGUUUGGCUUAUUGGUCAUUUGGCUAACGGCAAUGCUGUCCAAGAAUUGGCGUUCACAGCGAACAACAAAGUUAUUGCUGAAUCUGAGCCUGGCUCUGUGGCUGCUGUUUGUGCUUUUAUUAAUCGUCUAUGUCAAUGAAUGGGUGUGGCGUUUCUCAUUCAUUCAGGAUCAUGCUGAAUGCAUUGCCUUGGGUGCAUUGUUGCAGUACUCGGUGUUGUUGUUGUUCAUGUGGAUGCUGCUCAUCGGCUACCGGCAAUACCAAUUGUUUGUCACAGUCUUUGCUGUGGGAUCACAGCAUAUGGUGCUCCGUAUGGCAACUAUAGCCGGGCUGAUGCCCCUGAUACCAACAUUGUUGCUGCUUUUUAUCGACUCCAGCUCGUACACACCCCUUAAGGAUGAGGGGGACAUUGGCACCUUAUGUUAUCCAUCAGGACGUGGCUUGGUCUAUGGCGUCCUGUUGCCAAUCGGAUUGGUACUAAUCGCCAAUGUCUAUAUGUUCGGAAGAAUCUUCUACAGCAUCUCCCAUAUGCAGAAUCGAAACUGUCAACUUCUCUUGGAACAGUAUCGUCGUUUCGUCCUGCUAUUCUUUCUGCUCGGCCUGACCUGGAUCUUUGGCAUUUUCUCCUACCUCGAACUGGGAUUAGUUUUCAACUUUAUCUUUUGCGUUACGGCCUCAAUCCAAGGAUUUAUACUCUUUGUGUACUUUGUUGUACUGGACAAGGUCCCCAGAGAUGCUUGGCUGCAUCUCUUAAUCGGAAAACAACAAUCUAACUUAAAUGUUGAAAGUUGA